This is a messenger RNA of Daphnia magna, 4111 nucleotides long. RefSeq names its product ventricular zone-expressed PH domain-containing protein homolog 1 (gene melt). Gene Ontology annotation, molecular function: phosphatidylinositol-5-phosphate binding. NCBI's taxonomy places the organism in Eukaryota, Metazoa, Arthropoda, Branchiopoda, Diplostraca, Daphniidae. Gene Ontology annotation, cellular component: plasma membrane. The record is from RefSeq and is a predicted model, not a curated record. Gene Ontology annotation, biological process: regulation of signal transduction. The transcript is spliced from 8 exons. The coding region runs from base 233 to 3610 and encodes 1125 amino acids.
GAGCCUUCACUUCAUAGGUGAUUAAGACUUCCUGCAAAUCUGCAAUUUUUCCUUACUUCAUCUCUUUGAGUGUAAUAAGAAUAAAAAGGACCGUCUCAAUUUUGACACAUUUAACAGUGUAACUACCGUGUUCCAUCAUUAGCCUACAGCUAUAAACAUUUAAUGGAACAAUACCGUGAUGUCGCCUACUUAGAAAAAGAUUUCCAGCCAUUGAAGUAAAGUAUUUUCAAGAAUGCACGAGCUAUUCACCCAAGUUUUGACGAAAAAAGAUUUAUCUAAGGCAGGAGACCUAUUCUCUGUAGAUGAUAAAUCCAUCAUUCAAGAUCUUUCAGAUGUUAUUCAUAAAAUUAGAGAGAUCAUUCAUCUCUCUGAAUACAAAAGAAAUGCAAAUGAUCAAAGUGUUGUUGAAAUUUGCAUCACAAGGGUGACUUCUGCAAUAAGAGAAACUGGUUCCAUUGAGAAACAUGCAGAUGCUUUAGUUGCUCUGCUGGAAUCUUGUCUUUGCCAUAGUCUUGCACCAUCCAGCAAAGGUGAAGAUCCACCCCACACAAAAAUUGCAUCUGAUGUUUUGUCUUGCAUAUUUUUGAAUUAUAGCAAGCGAGGAGUGAUGGAAUUAGCACUGCCAGUAGCUGUAAAGUUUCUUCAUAAAGGAAAUCGAGACCUAUCAAGAAAUCUUUCUUCCUACCUUUCCCUUGCAGCUAUCAACAAUUCAGAUUUGCUAGCACAACAUAUACAGCCAAUCAUUGAUUCUUUUAUAUCAGGAAAUUAUGCGUUAGCUAGAGUUCUUCCGCAGGUAUACGCUGUUAAUCGAGAAGCAAUCCACGGACAUGUGAUGGCCCUAGCAUCGCUGCUACCCCUCUGUGAUACUCCGGAAAAAAUAUCGUUGUUAAGUCUGCUUGGUCCCAUUGCCCGUAAUCAGCCGGCUUUACUUGAGGCAAGUCUACCACAACUAUGUGAUUGCCUAUCUGUGCCUUCUGCCAUUCCAGCCACGUUGCAGCUUCUAACUGAAAUGGCAGCGUACAAAGCCUCCUUGUUGCUAGAUUACACUUCGAGGAUCAAAGAGGCUACCGAAACCGCACCUUCGGUUGUUUGCUUAGCCGCUCAAGUGAUAGCCCGUUUAGGGCAUGUGAAUGAAGAUCGUGGCCAGGAGGCUUUGGAUUUUAUCGUCCAACACAUAAUCCAAGCAGAGAACCAUAACAUCCCCUCGCUGUUACGAGAAGUAGCUAGUCUCUGUGCCACACAUCCAACAUUGCUUACCGAAAGAUUGGUUAACAAAUUGGAAAGCUACGUAGAAGGAGCACCCAGUGUAGCUAAGAACAUCUAUCAGCAGAUGAAAUCAAACUUAGCUGCGCAGCGUAAUGGACAAGGAAUACCCAAAAACACCGCUAACGUCACUGUCCUCAAACUGAACGGGGAAAAUCAGCAUGCGACCGUUACAAACCAUCAUCGACUCUCGCUGCCGCUCCAAGGUUUUACCGGUAGCUUAUCCAGUGCAGCAAACGCAACGUCAAACAACAAUCGCGCAUCACUUGGAGGAUUUGUCAAUGUGGGGAACAUGAGCGUACCGAUAUCAGUGGCUAGUGCAGUCUUUAGUGGUACGCCUGUUUACAACUCACAAGGAAUUCCUGUUUUGCUGACGUUUGGUCCGGGUGGAUUAAAUAUAACCAAUCCCAUUACAACUACAACGGCCAGCAAUAGCAAUAACGCCUCGACUUCUGGAAACAGGGUCGUUGGUAGCAGAACAAAACAAGCCGAUGCCAGUCGUUCUACCCCGCGACUUACACCAUCUACCGUGCCAGGUAGCAGUGCUGUUCCAGCUGCUGUGAUGAACCGUUCGAUGAGCUGGAUAAAUGCGGUUCACAUGAGUACCAAUCGGCUUAGUCCUAGCCCAGCUGGACCAGUUUUACACAAGGGGAACAUAGCGCGAUUUGGUUCCUCCCAUCAAAUGGCUCUUGGUGCGACCCCUUAUGGUCCGAGUCGAGAGGCCCAUGGACCAGGAAUCCACAAUCCUAAUCAAGGCGGACGUGGUGCCGUCUUCGCUAGUCGGGGUUCCCGUGGAAGUCUGUCUACCAACAGAGUACAGGUUUCAUCUGGAAAUUCGCCCGCGGUGACUAGCAACAUAUCCGCACCUUCAGCCAGCAACCCUAUGCGUAGCGUUAGUGGAAGUUUAACUACAAUGAAAGAAGAUCCUGAAGCUGAUCUUCGCAUGAACAGCCUGGUUUUUGGCCACAACACUCCUAGCGUCGGGUUAGGUGUUCGCGAUAUAGGUGUUAUAGCUGGCUUGGGUGGAGGAAAUCACAUGACACCCUCACCUACCAUUGCUCUUUCACCUAUACAUCGCAUCCAAAACCAAACUCCUUUUUCAUUGAUUCCAUCGAGUCUGUCCUCAUUAGCUCCAUCGCCACCUCCUAUUGGCCAGAAUGGCAGUGGUGUCAAAAUGCACGAAGAUAUAAUCCAAUCGUCUGUCGAUAACCAGCACCAUAAGGCGUCCACGAACACUCUGGCUUCCCAGAGUACUCUAUCUUUCCACAAUUCCAGUGUCACCAUAAGCAAUCCAUCUGGUCAGCAUCAGCCUCAGACACAAGUGGUAGUGAGGCGCAAUCAUGCUCAGUCUGGAAAUUUUUCUGGCAACCCAAACGGAGAUAGGGCGAGACAUGAUGAUGCUGUGGGUAUGGCAGCAUCUCAGCGUAUCAGUGUCUUCGAGCCCUACCCUAUGCAAGACGCUGUUAAGCAUUUUUGUGACAAGCAUCUUGAUAAGAUUAAGGCGUACAUGGAGAGACUUAUGGCCCGGCUCCCUUUACCCGUGAAGUGCACAAUUGAAGAGCGUCGAUCAAAGAAGCAUGCCAAAGUUCACUUUACGUGCCAAGGAAAAAGCGAAUAUUGUCUUUAUGGAAAAUCUUUAUUUGCUCUGAAAACGAAACAUCCCAGACUUUGGAUCCACCUGAUGUUUCUCGCAUUACAGUCAAGAUCCUCUUCGGCCUUGAGUACUCGAGAUGCCUCAGUUAGCAGUUUAAAAAAUUGUUGGGAUAUCCUAAAGUGUGACAACCGCUCAUUUCUGAAUCUGGUUAUGUCAGCAUUCCCGUCGACCAAAGAUCAAGACAGUCUUAUGCACGAGCUGCAGCAAGAUCGCUUCUUUGAUGUUUUCGAAUUUAAUGCACCUGCGGGUACGUGGAAUUGUUUCCUUUGCAAUCAUCCCGAACGGGCGCCUGGCUUUAUGCAAGAAAACCAUCCGUUGAUGGAGGGCCAGCUCAAAGAAAAAAGGAACAAGUGGCUCAUUUUCAGACGCUGGAGAACACGCUAUUUCACGCUGUCUGGUGCACAUCUGACCUACAAGGAAUCGUUGGACCAAGAUGCGACACCGAUCGAAAUUAACCAGAUACGGAGUGUCAAGGUAGGACGCCAAGGCAGAAGUAUUCCUAAAGCUUUUGAAAUUUUCACCAGCGACAAAACGUACGUUCUUAAGGCUAAAGAUGGUAAAAAUGCAGAAGAAUGGGUUCAAUGUCUUUCGAUUGCCGUGGCUUCAUCGCAUGCUCGUGAUACUCCUUCUAGACCAUCUUCCCAACACUUUUCUUUAGCGCAAUCGCAAUUUGGUUUGCGGACUGCUGUUUGAAAGCAAAAACGAUUGAAUGUGGCUUUCCGAACGUACCGUUAAACCUUGUUGCUAUGCUGAAAUUGGCAAUUAAUGUUGUUUCUUUGUUUUUCAUCUUGGCGACCUUUGCUUCCCCAAGUUUUAACAAUCACUAACGACUAUCUUCUCCGAUUGCCGCAACUGCGUGUAGGAUUCUUUUUCCUCUGAUUCGAAAAGUCAUUGCUACACAUCCAUUCCUGUGCUUUAAAAUUAGAGUUCUCGUGAUAAGAAUGUAGAAACUGGAUGAAGAUGUUUCUGUAGGAUUUUUCAAACAAAGAAUCCAUCAGUUUAUUUUCACGAUCGUGCUUCCCACCAAUGCCUCAUUGUUAGUGUGUUUUACCGUGGUUAUAUUACCGUUUACUGGAAACAGUGGCCUUGUUAUAUAUUUAGACUUAUACUCUCUCGGAUGUAAUUUCUAGUUUAUUAAGACAGUAAAGCCUAAAGAUGAAAAAGUCGGACAAUACAUGUCAAGGUCCAUACCAA